Molecule: messenger RNA, 2898 nt
Organism: Ochlerotatus camptorhynchus
Lineage: Eukaryota; Metazoa; Arthropoda; Insecta; Diptera; Culicidae
Gene: pnut
Product: septin 7-like protein pnut
Exons: 11
Coding region: 696-2615 (639 amino acids)
Biological process (GO): intracellular protein localization; cytoskeleton-dependent cytokinesis; cilium assembly
Cellular component (GO): cell division site; microtubule cytoskeleton; septin complex
Molecular function (GO): GTP binding; GTPase activity; molecular adaptor activity
Source: RefSeq, a predicted model, not a curated record
GAUCGUGAUCCUCUCUAGACAGCUGCUUGAGUCAGUGUUCUUCCAGUCCAGUCGAUUGUGCAGAUGCGUGUAAUUACAUAUAGCAAGCGUUUUUAAAAGUGUGUAACCGAGGAGAGUAAAAACAGAUUCUUAGGGAUCGGGUUUUGAGAGAGGUUUGACGAGGAUCAUUUUGCUCGCACUGCCCUCCGUAUUUAGUCUCCAGUUGAUCGUUGAUCGUGUACGCGCCGUGGUCCGUUACCAAACUUCAUCAUCAUCAGCAGCCUGGUCGUUGCUAGCGGUCAUCAAAGCCUACUGCGUUGGUUGGUUGGUAACCUCGGUAUGAGCGAAGAGUGAUUGUGGUGAGGCAGGUAAAUAAUCCAAUGUAAAACAAGAGAAACCUAUUGUGGAGUGAAUUUAAUGACCUGAACCAUUAUCAGUUCAGCGUAGCAAAACAACGACCGACAAUAAAAGUGAAAAGUGGAAGUGGAAGUUCAUACACAGAGUAAAAACAAAGAAGCAAAACGAGAGGGAAGCUCAUUUGUUUUGCAAUUAUAAUUGAUGCCGCAUAGGAAAAUAUAAGCCAUCAUUAUUGGAAGGCCGGAGUAAAGCACCGAAAAAGAGCAACAUGAGUAUCAAGGCGGAAAAUAAGAUCUCGCUGAAGAUCGAGCCGUCUAAAAAUAACCUGAUCAAAUCUCCAACUCCAGUCAAAGCGUGAAAUGUUCUUCAAAUCAGAGAGCAACAGUCCGUCUGGGCCGCCCCCGAAUCCACCGGUGUUAGGCAAUCUCAACCUGGCAAACAAUAACGUAGUGAAUAACAGCGCAUCGCAUCUAAACAAUGCCAGCAGCGAUAAGCAUUCAAUUAACUCGCAUACUACUAACAGCUCCAUCGGACCUAACGUCACUAACAUGAACAACAACAACAACAAUAACAACAACAACAACAACAAUCACAACAGCGUCACAAGCAAUGGCACCAGCGUCAAUGGGCUAGCCAACAGUUUAACCAAUAUUUCGUUAAAAGAGAAACGUGACGCAAUCCUGAAUGCCAACAAUCACCACGACGGGCUGAUGCAGAACAAUGGACACCACGAUUCGAACAAAAUUCUCAACGAACGGCACGAAAAGGAGAAGCCCGUGGUCAAAUCGAAACCCAAAGAGCUGGACGGAUACGUCGGGUUUGCCAAUCUACCGAAUCAGGUGUACCGGAAGGCAGUGAAGAAGGGCUUCGAGUUCACGCUGAUGGUCGUCGGUGAAGCUGGCCUCGGCAAGUCCACUCUAAUCAACUCGAUGUUCCUAUCGGAUGUGUACCAUCCGGAGCAGCAUCCGGGUCCGUCGAAGCGAAUCAAGAAAACGGUGACAGUGGAGGGCACGAAAGUAUUACUCAAAGAGAACGGCGUCAACCUGAUGCUGACGGUCGUGGAUACCCCCGGUUUCGGUACGGCCGUCGAUAACAGUAACUGCUGGGUCCCGAUCGUGGAGUUUGUCGAGAACAAGUACGAAGAGUACCUGACGGCGGAAUCGCGGGUCCACCGGACAGCGAUUCCGGACUCGCGAGUACACGUGUGUUUGUACUUUAUCGCCCCGUCGGGGCAUGGCUUGAAGCCGUUGGACAUCGAGUUUAUGCAGCGGCUGUGCGACAAGGUCAAUAUCAUUCCGGUCAUUGCCAAAGCCGACACGCUGACGCCCGAGGAGAUCAUCCACUUUAAGAAACAGAUUCUCAACGAAAUCGCGCAGCACAAAAUCAAGAUCUACGACUUCCCGGACCCAUCGGACGAGGAGGAGGACGCCAAAACCCUUCGGCAGCUGAGAAGCCGCGUUCCGUUUGCCGUCGUCGGUGCUAAUGCCAUCAUCGAAAUCGAUGGCCGUAAAGUUCGUGGCCGCCGGUAUCCGUGGGGUGUCGUUGAAGUCGAAAGCCUGGACCACUGUGAUUUCAUUGCACUGCGAAAUAUGGUCAUCCGGACACAUCUGCAGGACCUCAAGGACGUCACCAACAACGUGCACUACGAAAACUACCGCUGUCGAAAGCUGGCCGGUUUGGGUAACGACGGAAAGACCAAACUGAGCAAUAACUUAUGCAAUAUUGGAACGAUUAAUGCAAACUCAUUUGGUACUGGUACUGGAUGGAACCCACUGGCCCAGAUGGAAGAAGAGAAACGCGAGCACGAGUCCAAGAUGAAGAAGAUGGAAGCCGAGAUGGAGCAGGUGUUCGAAAUGAAGGUCAAGGAGAAGAAGCAGAAACUGAAGGAUUCCGAGGCCGAACUCACCAGAAGGCACGAGGAGAGGAAAAAGGCCCUGGAACUUCAGAUCCGCGAGCUGGAAGACCGCCGGAAAGCGUUCGAUAUCGAGAAAGCCGAGUGGGAACAGCAUAACGGAGUCACGCUGGAAGAGCUCCGACGUAAGAGUCUGGAAGCGAACAGCAAAGAGACCGCGUCACUUGCAUCAAGAAGUUCAGAUGAGUCCAAGGGCAGGCGUGUAUUCGGAUCGCUGCUGCGUAGGCACACUAGCUUCGGAGCCCCCGAUUCCGUACGUGGCGGGGCUUCGGGAUCUUCCUCUUCUACUACCACCACAAUCACCAAUACUAAUAAUAGUAAUAAUUGCACGUUACCACCUAGUCCGCAAGAGCAUAACGAGUCCUAAGCAAUCCCAAUUAUUUUGUCAAAACUUGAUCGUCGCCGUAGCCGUCGGGCAGGACUCGAUUCUUCACCAUUUUCACAACUGAUCAGAUUUCAGAUCGGGAACAGAUUACCAAUAACUUGUGCUAACGACCACAACAAUUGUCAAAGGACGCAGCAAAUGCUAUCCUGUGUAGGUUGCACCAACUGUUGUUACUACUACUUCUAUUUUACCACUUAGUCGAGGAACUGACAACUGAUAUCAUAAAAAUGCACACAUGCAACCAUCAUCGAUAGACUCAUCUACA